This is a messenger RNA of Cucurbitaria berberidis CBS 394.84, 1420 nucleotides long. RefSeq lists its product as uncharacterized. Bases 152 to 1180 code for a protein of 342 amino acids. NCBI's taxonomy places the organism in Eukaryota, Fungi, Ascomycota, Dothideomycetes, Pleosporales, Cucurbitariaceae. The transcript is spliced from 3 exons. Gene Ontology annotation, molecular function: arylformamidase activity. The record is from RefSeq and is a predicted model, not a curated record.
AGUAGCUCGCUAACAAGAAAUUGUACUACACUGGUCGAAUUAUAACAAUCUAAUCAGCGCGGUACUACCUAAAGGUCUUCACCGUGUUGAUAGGUAGGUAAGGAGGAAUAGUAUCAGCCUAAAGGUUCUGAUGAUUACAAUCUGAUCAACCAUGACACCGCCCUCUCGCCCUCCCUUCAGCGACCUUCCACUUGACAAAAAUGGACCUCCCGGAAACGCAUGGGGCCUAUACGGCAAAAACGACGAGCUAGGCGCCCUCAAUCUGAUCACGCCCUCAACAGUAAAAGCAGCCGCGCAAGAAAUCCAAACCGGAGACCGCGUAUCGCUAGACUGGUAUCUCAACAAGCCGUCCCAUCCCUCCUUUGGCCGCCCACCAUUUGGCUGGAGAAUAGAGAACAGAAGCCACCCGGACGGCACCAAGCGGACCGUCAACGACGACCACCUCGACAUCAACACGCAAAGCAGCAGCCAAUGGGACGGCUUCCGCCACUACGGAUACCAGAAAGCAGCGCGGUACUACGGCGGACGCACGCAGCAAGACGUCGAGGGAAGCGAGGUAAUCGGGAUUGAUCGGGUUGCGCAUUCAGGCGGCAUCACGGCUCGAGGCGUCAUCUUGGAUUAUCCGCGGUAUCUAGAGCGGAAGGGGAAAGACAGCGUGUAUGCCCUUGGGGCGAAUAGUAUCAGCGCCGAGACGCUGAGGGAUAUGCUCAGGGAGACGGGCGUGCAGCCGAGAGAGGGCGAUGUACUCCUCCUGCGCACUGGGUUUACGCGGGACUACGAUGCGCUGGGGCCCGAGGAGAAGAAGGCGCUUGCGCAUAAACCACCUGCUUUCCUCGGCGUGGAGAGCACCACGGAUACGCUACGGUGGAUUUGGGAGAGUGGGUUUGUGGCUGUUGCGGGCGACGCGCCAUCGUUUGAAAUGGCGCCUCUCGUCGGCUCCCACAAUAAACCCGGCGGAAUCUGGAAAGGUGAAAGCUGGGAAGAAGAGAUGCAAGGAGGCGGACUACUGCAUCAGUGGUUGCUGGGAGGCUGGGGCGUUAUGAUAGGGGAGAUGUGGGAUUUAGAGCCGCUUUGCGAGAGGGCGGUCGAGUUAGGGAGAGCCACAUGCUUCGUUAGUAGCGUGCCACUCAAGGUUCCCGGGGGCGUCGCGAGCCCACCGAAUGCAGUGGCGAUAUUCUAGCUCGAACUGUACUUUCCAGUGUUAUCGAAAUCAUGCAUAGAGCAGGAAAUCCCUAUGGAAAUUCAAAGCAUCUGGUCUGUUUAGGCUAACAAGGUCACACACAAUCAAGCGCACGUAUAGUCGCCAAGUCAUUAUUUUAGCACAACACCUGGAAUGCUCGCAUACCUGGCUUCAUUCAUACUCCCAACCACCAGACAAUAUAUUAAGUCUUGGGGACAAGAAACUCCAAGACCACCCCCC